AUGGUGGUGAAGAUUAGAGAAUUGAACGAAAACAACACUUUCCAGCCGAACAUAUCGGCAUCGUCGUCACAACAAGAGCAGUGCUUCACGCCAACAUCUACACUCACCAGUCAAGGAUCGGCUAGUAACUACGAUAGCCAAACUCCAACUGCAGGAUCACCUCAAACCAACCCACCACUCUAUGCUCGAACAAAUUCUGAUGGUAGUGGUGUAUAUGGAACAUUGGGCGAUGAUUCUGCCUUCAACAAUCGUACGCUUCAAAAGCCAUUAAGAGUGAUUUCCACUGGAUCAACCACCUUGCGUCAUACUGUGAAAGCAGGCGGCCCGCGAAAUGAGGAUUGUGCCAAUUUCGGUGUUGCUUCAUCAAAUGGUAGUUCUGAAGUUAACAAGAAUAGCAAUGAUUUUGCAACCAGUAUUGUAUGA
Angiostrongylus costaricensis is the source of this 423-nucleotide messenger RNA. Lineage: Eukaryota; Metazoa; Nematoda; Chromadorea; Rhabditida; Metastrongylidae. The record is from the annotation of a GenBank genome assembly.